Miscanthus lutarioriparius is the source of this 1476-nucleotide messenger RNA. NCBI's taxonomy places the organism in Eukaryota, Viridiplantae, Streptophyta, Magnoliopsida, Poales, Poaceae. The record is from the annotation of a GenBank genome assembly.
AUGCUUCAAAUCUCCAAACCAGGGUUUGCUGACUACCAAUGCAACAAUGCAAUGAGCUUAUUCUCGAGUUUACAAGGAUCGGCUACAAACUUCCGAAACCCCAGAACUAUUGGACAGGCAAUUUUGAAUAACCUGCCUGCUUCGGACAUUGUUGAAUCCGCCUCUGUUGCUGGGCCUGGAUAUGUCAACAUAGUCAUAUCCAGUGACUGGAUUGCUCAGAGGAUACAAGACAUGCUUAUCUAUGGUAUCAAAACAUGGGCGCCGACCUUGCCAGUUAAGAGAGCUCUGUUUGAUUUUUCCUCUCCUAAUAUUGCAAAGGAGAUGCACGUUGGUCAUAUCAGGUCAACUAUACUUGGAGAUACACUAGCACGCAUGUUUGAGUUUGCAAAUAUCGAAGUUCUUCGACGCAACCAUGUGGGAGACUGGGGCACACAGUUUGGCAUGCUGAUAGAAUAUUUGUUUGAGCAAUUCCCAAAUUGGGAGGAGGCUGGCAAUCAGGCCAUUGGAGACCUUCAGAGCUUCUACAAAGCAUCUCAGGCAAAAUUUGAAGAUGAGGGAAGUGGUUUUAAGGCUAAAGCUCAGCAAGCAGUAGUUCGGCUGCAGCAAGGGGAAGAAAGAUACCAAGCUGCUUGGAAAAAAAUAUGUCAAAUCAGUCGCACUGAGUUUGAGUCAGUAUACAAACGUCUUGGUGUGGAGCUUGAAGAAAAGGGUGAGAGAUUUUACAAUCCUUACAUCCCUCUUGUUCUGGAGGAAUUGACAAACAAAGGCUUGGUUAAAGAUGAUAAAGGUGCUCGAGUAAUAUUCACUGAAGGCCAACGAUCCCCGUUGAUUGUGGUCAAAAGAGACGGCGGCUUCAACUAUGCCUCCACAGACUUAGCCGCUCUUUGGUAUCAGUUUAAUGUGGAGAAGGCAGAAUGGAUAGUAUACCUAACAGACGUAGGUCAGAAGCAACACUUCCAUAAGAUUUUCAGCGCUGCUACCAUGACUGGCUGGCUCCCAGAUGAAAACGAACAAAGGUACCCAAAAACGACCCAUGUAGGCUUUGGCCUUGUUCUUGGGUUAGAUGGCACGCGUUUCCGAACUCGUUGCUCCGAAGUAGUUCGACUGGUAGAUCUACUUGAUGAAGCUAAAUCUAAGUGCAAAGCACAACUUAUUGAACACCUUACUGAAAAUGAAAAAAUUGCUGGCUGGACAGAUGAUGAGCUUGACAGAAUUUCAGAAGCUAUAGGAUUGGGCGCUGUUAAGUAUGCAGAUCUCAAAAACAACCGACUAACAAACUACACAUUUAGUUUUGAGAAGAUGCCAAGUGACAAGGGAAAUAGCGCUGUCUAUCUUCAGUAUGCACAUGCUCGUAUCUGUUCCAUUAUCCAAAAGGCCAACAAGGAUAUUGAAGAGUUGAAAACGAAGGCGGCUAUUACCUUUGUCCAUGCUGAUGAGCGUGCCUUAGGGCUACAUCUCAUCCGGUUCCAAGAGUAA